Molecule: messenger RNA, 1507 nt
Organism: Brassica oleracea var. oleracea
Lineage: Eukaryota; Viridiplantae; Streptophyta; Magnoliopsida; Brassicales; Brassicaceae
Product: F-box protein At1g67340-like
Exons: 3
Coding region: 175-1299 (374 amino acids)
Molecular function (GO): protein binding
Source: RefSeq, a predicted model, not a curated record
CUCGCAUACGUAUGUACCGCAUGGAGAAGAGAGAUACAACUCAACCACUCUGUAUAUUUAUAAGCCUCAAGAGAUAAACGCAAAUGAGAUAGAGAGAGAUAAGGGGAUCAGAAGCGUUAGAUAGAUAGAUAGAGAGAGAUUUGUAAUCCUUCAGACACACACAGAAAGAAGAUUAUGUUGCCCGUAAGAAAAACCAAAAGAGCUUUUUACUCCGCCGAUGCUGGAGACGGCGUUUUUACGCCGGGAAAGAAACGACGAAGAUGUCUUUCUUCUCCUGCGUCGGUAUCUAAAGCCGGACCAGAUUUGUUAGAUACAAUCCCAGACGAUCUUGUUGUUUCUAUCCUUCGUAGGCUUGCCUCUACAUCUCGAUGUCCUGCUGAUUUCAUCAACGUUUUAAUGACAUGUAAGAGAUUAAAGAGUUUAGCUACGAGUCCUCUUGUUCUGUCGAGAUUGUCUCGGAAAGCGAUUGCCGUAAAGGCUCAGAAUUGGUCGGAAGACGCUCACCGGUUUCUCAAACGCUGCGUCGACGCCGGAAGCCUCGAAGCUUGCUACACUCUCGGCAUGAUUCGGUUUUACUGUCUGCAAAACAGAGGAAACGGCGCGUCCCUUAUGGCUAAAGCCGCGAUUAGCUCCUACGCGCCGGCUUUAUACUCUUUGGCCGUGAUUCAGUUCAACGGAAGCGGCGGCUCCAAGAACGACAAAGAUCUUCGAGCCGGCGUGGCUUUGUGCGCGCGUGCGGCUUUCUUGGGACACGUCGACGCGCUGCGUGAGCUCGGUCACUGUCUCCAAGACGGUUACGGUGUUCCGCAGAACGUCUCCGAAGGUCGGAGAUUCCUCGUUCAAGCCAACGCUCGUGAGCUCGCCGCCGUCUUAUCCUCCGGGAACGAAGCUUGCUCGUGGCUCACUUUGUCGCAGCCUCAAGCUCCUAACCAAAUCCGUGGUUGUCCGUUGCUGAGUGAUUUCGGAUGUAAUGUCCCGGCGCCGGAGAUACACCCGGCGAAUCGGUUUUUAGCGGAUUGGUUCGCCGUGCGCGGCGGAGAUGCUCCCGGAGAUGGAUUGAGGUUGUGUUCUCACGGCGGAUGUGGACGGCCGGAGACGAGGAAACAUGAGUUUAGGAGGUGUUCUGUCUGUGGCGUUGUGAAUUACUGUUCACGCGCUUGUCAAGCUCUCGAUUGGAAACUCCGGCAUAAGAUUGAUUGUGCUCCGGUGGAACAAGAUGCAGCCGGUGGUGACGGAGAAGGUAACGUUCAGGUUGAGGGAAACGGUAACGGUGAUAACGUAUUGGUGCCCAUGAGUUAACGGUGAACAAGUAACGGCUGCUUUAAUUAGACGCGAGAAGAUGAGAGGUAAACGAAGCUUUGUUUUAGUUUCGUUUUUUGUUUGAUUAGUGGAAAGAUUAGGAUUAAAAUAUUACCAACGGUUAGAUGUGGCGUUAAAGAGUAAAUUGUUGUAUUCUAAUCGAUUGUAAAGAUGAGUAUCAAUGAACGGCUAGAAUGCUUUUUCCUAA